UUGUAAAGCUGAGGCUGCAGUUUGUUCCUCAUGAGUUGGGUUUGGUUCUCGCCGGUUUACAAGAGGUGGGYUAGCAGGRAGGGGGGAAUCAAUCCCAGCUUUUGAUUGGAUGACGCCGUGCCACGUGCGCGUUUYGUUAYCACSGUAUCGCGUGAGCAAAUGUGAUUACCUGACAGGUUGCUCCGUGUGGCGCUCGGAGAUCUCAUCGCAGGUUUCGUCUGGAGCCCCUGUUGACCUCCUUCAGGGCGAACAAGGUGCAAAAAGCCCGACUUUGACUAACAAAAUGGCUCUGAGCUCCUUCGACAUCGAUGCUCCCCGGUGGGAUCAGUCCACCUUUAUGGGGCGGCUGAAGCACUUCUUCAACAUCACCGACUGCAGAACCGCGGUCCUCCCAGACUCACGGCUGGAUGAAGCCAAAGCGCUAGUAGAAAGCUGCAGGGCCGGAUCCACUCCCCCAGGUACCUCAGUGGAGCAGCUGUACUAUGCAAAGAAGCUGUAUGAUUCGGCCUUCCACCCAGACACGGGGGACCGCAUGAACCUCAUCGGCCGCAUGUCCUUCCAGGUCCCCGGAGGCAUGGCCAUCACGGGCUUCAUGCUGCAGUUCUACAGGACCGUUCCUGCUGUGGUGUUCUGGCAGUGGGUCAACCAGUCCUUCAACGCUCUGGUCAACUACACCAACCGCAACGCCGCCUCUCCCAUCUCCCCAAAGCAGAUCGGAGUGGCUUACGUUACAGCAACCAGCACAGCUUUAGCAACAGCAGUGGGACUMAACCUUUACACGAAGAAAGCUCCUCCUCUCGUGGCUCGCUGGGUCCCGUUUGCUGCCGUGGCAGCAGCCAACUGUGUCAACAUUCCCAUGAUGCGGCAACAGGAGAUUCUGAACGGCAUYGCUGUCACUGAUGAAAACGGCAACAAACURGGUCACUCAAAGAAAGCAGCAGUAAAAGGCAUCACUCAGGUGGUCAUCUCCCGGAUCACCAUGGCAGCACCAGGAAUGAUCAUCCUCCCCAUCAUCAUGCAGAGGCUGGAAAAGUACAAGUUCAUGCAGAGAAUCACGUUUCUUCACGGACCAAUUCAAGUCAUGCUGGUGGGAGUCUUUCUGAUCUUCAUGGUGCCAGCGGCCUGCUCCCUGUUCCCUCAGCGAUGCUCCAUGGCCGUGUCGAAGCUGGAGCCUGAGCUCAGAGACUCCAUCGUGUCUCAGUACGGAGACAAAGUCCAGCUAGUUUACUUCAACAAAGGCCUCUGAGGGUCAGACUAAGGGCUGCUUGCUGUUUCUACUGUCGCACACUGCAUGGGCUGCUGCAGUCAGAGCUUUCACAAAGCAUGCCGCCAUUUUUAAUCAUUGAUCUAAAAGAAUUUAUAGGUUUAUUUCAUUUCAGAGUCUGCUUCUUGUCCGUCGUGUUCAGCUUUCCUUUGUCACCAAUCCCUUCUCUGUAGAGAGGACAGCUGUUCUGAAACCAAACSAUUUCAACUCAGGAACGCAGCGUUACUUUGCCUUUGUAGACCUUUGUUGUAAAAYGRGCCACCGGUGUCCUGAUCCUCGCUACAGCCUGUGCCUUUUACAGAGCAACAGGAGCAACGCUGCUGAACUCAAGUUAUUUGUUUUUAUCCGUUGGCUUCACUGUGGAGCCAUAAAAUGCCUUUAUGAACGCGAUGAGUUUUAAACGGUCCCUCAUUCUAGUAGAAGCUGCUGCCCUCUUGUGCCAGAAAGGAGUAAUGCAGGAGAUUUGCUGUUUCAUUUGAAAUGGUUGCCAMCCUGACGGUUUAGCUGUGUAAACUUCAACCUCAGCAUGAACUGCAAUAAAACCCACAGUUUUAAAACUGAG
Poecilia reticulata (guppy) is the source of this 1826-nucleotide messenger RNA. NCBI's taxonomy places the organism in Eukaryota, Metazoa, Chordata, Actinopteri, Cyprinodontiformes, Poeciliidae. The record is from RefSeq and is a predicted model, not a curated record.